Molecule: messenger RNA, 2779 nt
Organism: Malaclemys terrapin pileata
Lineage: Eukaryota; Metazoa; Chordata; Testudines; Emydidae
Product: adhesion G protein-coupled receptor E3-like
Biological process (GO): adenylate cyclase-activating G protein-coupled receptor signaling pathway; cell surface receptor signaling pathway
Cellular component (GO): membrane
Molecular function (GO): G protein-coupled receptor activity
Source: RefSeq, a predicted model, not a curated record
AUGGAUGACUGUGGGAACUCUAGUCAAGUUGAAGUGCAAAUUACUGGCUACUUUGCCUUCACUUCAGUGUCUGUUUCCGUCUCCAAUUACCCAUUUGAUAAGAAGAUUAUGGUAAAUUGGGGAGAGAUGGUGCGGGUCAGCCUACCAGAGUCAGUGGGAAUUAAGGGUGUUAUCAAGUUCUCCAAGGUGGUCCUAGUCAAGGCUGACAAAGAUAUCUCAGUAGUGUCUGUCAGCAACAAACAUGGAACACGGGUCUACUCCACUGGUGACACACUGAAAAUUAUACUCCUUGCUUUCCAAGGCUACCAGUUACAAGGCAUAGCCGAUCUGUCUGGCACCAGGAUUGUCUCAGAAAAGCCAGUGGCUGUCUUGGUUGGCCAGGUGUGUUUCUGUACUAGCACAAAAUGCAACCAUGUCUUUGAGCAGCUCCUACCAGUUUGCAGCUGGGGUACAACAUACAUCAUUCCUCCCUUACCCUGGCAGAAAGUAGAUGAAGUAGUCUACAUCACUGCUUCCCAGAGCACAACUGUGUUGUAUCAACUAGGGGAACAGGCAGAGACUGUUACUCUAGCAGGAGGCAGUGUACUCCAGCGUCCUGUCAAGCCCUGGAUCCCAGUCUACAUCUCUGCUAAUGUGGGCAUCCAGGUGGUGUUCUACAGCGUGGGUGCAGCUCUCCCUAAUUCCUCCCACGCCUUCCUGAUGAAUGUUCCAGAUGUUGCCAGUUACUGCCGGAUGUAUUCUAUAAAUGCCCAGGAGGGCUUAGAGAACUUUGCCUUGAUGGUGGCCAAUACAUCAGAGACUGGCGCCAUCAUCCUAGACAAUCAGCCUGUAAGGGAUGUGGUGUGGAACCGAGUCGCUGGCACUGAGUUCGUUUGGAGCAUGCCUACGCUUGCACCUGCCAUCAGAUCCCAUGCUGUGGAACAUCCCAGCUCUCCAUUUGCGCUCCUGAGUGUUGGCACUGCCGCCAUGGACAGCUAUGGGAUUCCGGGUUCCUGCAGGAAGGAUGUUACCUUUAAAUGCCAGACUGAGACUCUAGAGAUAAAAGAGCAGAUGGAGCUGUGCAAAGAUGUCUUUCUGCAGGGCAGCAACAGUGAAUUUUGCUCCUUCAUGAAUUCAACCUUAGUGAAUUUGCAGACCAUGUGUGCCCAGUAUCGCUGCAGGUCAGAGGAAGUUGCUGGCCCCUUUGAUCCCUUCCUGAAUAGCUCCACCCUCAGUGCUGGUGGGAACGAGAGCAAGAGGGAGGUGGCCUCUGCCGUGACGUUCCUCCUGCAGAGUGUGGAAUUGGCUGCACUGACGGCUGCUUUGAAGUCUCCGGAGAUGAAGAAACAGACUGUGACAACAGAGUCUAUGGCUAUCGAGACGCUCCUCGUUGUCCCAGCUGCUGGUCCCUGUGAUGAGGUCUUCAGGCUGAGAGCUCAGGAGGAGACAAUGGACAUUCACUGCGAUACGAUCACCAGAGCAGCCACAGAAGAUUUUGGGGCUGUUGCUUUUAUUUCUUACUCCACCCUGGACUCCAUCAUUGACAAGAGAUUUCUCAACGAGGGAGAUCUAAUGGCUGAUGAGAAAUUGAGGAAUUUUCACCUGAAUUCCAGGGUGGUGAGUGGGGCUGUCGGAGCUGGGAGGCUCAUGAACCUCUCCAAACCUGUGAACUUCACCCUACGCCAUAGACAGGCAAAGAAAGAGGAGGAAGAGGCUCUCUGUGUUCACUGGAAAUUCAUCGCUGGGAAAGGCACCUGGACUCCAGACGGCUGCACUGCUCUGUACACGAACAGCACUCACACCAUUUGUAGCUGUAACCAUCUCUCCAGCUUCGCACUCCUUAUGGGCCAUACCUGACUGCGGGUGAGGGAGAGUUACCCACUGACCAUCGUCACCUACGUGGGACUGACCCUCUCCCUGCUGUGCCUCCUCCUCGCCAUCCUCACCUUCCUCCUGUGCCGCUCCAUCCGCAACAUCAGCACCUCCCUCCACCUGCAGCUCUGCCUCUGCCUCUUCCUGGCCAACCUGCUCUUCCUCACCGCGGUGACCUGCACCCGCACCAGUCUCCUCCUUACACAGCAUUUCCCUUCCCUGCCACCCUGUCCCUGCACUGAGAUAAUGUGCAUCUUCUUCCUCCCUGCCUGUAGCUGCCAGUUCAGCCUGGAGAGAGGCUUUCAUUGGAGUUUCCUGGGUCCACUCUGUGCCAUAAUCCUGAUAAAUGUGACGUUCCCCCUGACCCUGUGGAUCUUGAGAAACAGACUCUCCUCCCUCAGCACAGAUGUGUCCACUCUCAAAGACUCCAGGUUACUGACCUUUAAAGCAAUCGCCCAGCUCUUCAUUCAGGGCUGCACAUGGAGCCUUGGUCUCCUCCAAGUUGGCCCAGCAGUCACGGUCAUGGUGUAUUUAUUCACCAUCGUCAAUAGCCUGCAGGGAGCCUUCAUCUUCCUGGUGCACUGUCUCCUCAAUUGCCAGGUGAGAGAGGAGUACAGGAGAUGGAUCAAGGGAUUCCGAACGUCCAGCACGAAAUCUCAGACAUCUGAUUAUCCAUGUCUGCUGUCCCCACCACCAGCACCAAGACGGCUAGAGGUCCUCUGCUUUGUUCCAGUACCAGCCUGUGAAACAGUCAUCUCUAGCUGGGUCUCAUUACUGCUAUAAUGGUGCUUUGUCCCCUGAGUGAGCCAGGAUUUGUUAUAAGCCAGCUGGGAAUGUCAUUAAGAGUGUUAGUCAAUCCCAUCCUGAUUGAGGGGUAUCCUACAUGUCUUACGCACCGGCACCCAAUGCUCCUUUCCUAGCAGCUCCA